UGCCGGGAGCUGGGACCUCCUCUAUGGUCACAAAGUCGCGAGGUUUCCUGGGCCAAGAGGCAACCCGAGGCGGCAUCCAGCACCAUGAAUCCACUGAUACCAGUUCCUGCCAGUCAGGCCUGAAACCUUGGCCCCUGGAAGCAGCCAGCAAGCCCUUCGGGGUCUUCCUCUUUGCACGGCUGAGCCAUCCCACAUCUGGAGCAGAGUCAUUCAGGUGACAAGUGACGGUGGUCUCCACCAAGACCUGAAAAAUGGCAUCUGGACAAGGACCAGGUCCUCCGAAGGAGGGCUGCGAUGAGUCCCCGUCCCCUUCUGAACAGCAGGUUGCCCAGGACACAGAGGAGGUCUUUCGAAGCUACGUUUUUUACCUCCACCAACAGGAACAGGAGACCCAGGGGGCGGCCGCCCCUGCCAACCCUGAGAUGGACAACUUGCCCCUGGAACCCAACAGCAUCUUGGGUCAGGUGGGUCGGCAGCUUGCUCUCAUCGGAGAUGAUAUUAACCGGCGCUACGACACAGAGUUCCAGAAUUUACUAGAACAGCUUCAGCCCACAGCCGGGAAUGCCUACGAACUCUUCACCAAGAUCGCCUCCAGCCUAUUUAAGAGCGGCAUCAGCUGGGGCCGCGUGGUGGCUCUCCUGGGCUUUGGCUACCGUCUGGCCCUGUACGUCUACCAGCGUGGUUUGACCGGCUUCCUGGGCCAGGUGACCUGUUUUUUGGCUGAUAUCAUACUGCAUCAUUACAUCGCCAGAUGGAUCGCGCAGAGAGGCGGUUGGGUGGCAGCCCUGAAUUUGCGUAGAGACCCCAUCCUGACCGUAAUGGUGAUUUUUGGUGUGGUUCUGUUGGGCCAAUUCGUGGUACACAGAUUCUUCAGAUCAUGACUCCCGGGGAGCCCCGCUGGGGCCCCAGCCACAUGCCUGGCUGGACUAAACCGCUCUCCCUACCCCGCCCCCUACCCCCGACCCCGACAGUCCUCUCCUUCCUCCCGAGGGUUUUAGCAAACAGGCACCCCUGCUUUGGAGAGCCACCGCCCAGGGGUCAUCAAUACCCCAACAUUGCAUGGUGCUACUGAACCCCAUCCUGUCUCAGAGACACGGAUUGAUGCACUGGGGGGCGGGGGGAGGGGAGAGGCUGGGCCACUAAUUCCCAGAAAACUAGGU
Mus caroli (Ryukyu mouse) is the source of this 1160-nucleotide messenger RNA. RefSeq names its product BCL2 antagonist/killer 1 (gene Bak1). Lineage: Eukaryota; Metazoa; Chordata; Mammalia; Rodentia; Muridae. Gene Ontology annotation, molecular function: BH domain binding; porin activity. Gene Ontology annotation, biological process: release of cytochrome c from mitochondria; extrinsic apoptotic signaling pathway in absence of ligand; regulation of apoptotic process. The record is from RefSeq and is a predicted model, not a curated record. Gene Ontology annotation, cellular component: mitochondrial outer membrane.